AUGCAAAAGAAUACAAGACAAGAAACAUAUAAAAUCGUUAAGACUCGCCCCCUUAAAAGGCAAGGCAAACUUAACUUUAGCAUCAAUUCAGGUGUUUUUACCUGCUCUGAAUGCGAAAAAGAGUUUGAAAAGCCUUGGCUACUGAAAAGACAUUCGAAGGUUCACCAUAUAAGUAAUCAAAUGGCAACCAAUACUGUACUCGAUGAACCCGAGCAGGCUGAAUUGAUAGUCGAGAACACUAUUUCGGAUGCUAAUGCAUUUGAUUACUUGAGUGAUGAAGAUGACUCCUCCAGUAUCGGGGAUGAAGAAGACAACAUUGUAGACAAGGAAAACGAUAUUGUCAAUAAUUUCUUUGAUAUUGAAAUGAACAGUAAUCCAGUUUUCAACGCGUUCUCUGACAUGUUUUCUUCAGCUGCUGCUGCUGAUGAGGUAUCAAUGACCGAUGAUGACUCUGAGAUCCCGGAAGAAGUCUUUGAGACAAUUGGUGCUGUAAAUGACCCUACAAGCUGUUAUCCUUUUCACAAUCUUCCAACCAUGAUCCUUUUCGCUUUUAUCGAUGGGGAUAAUGACAUGAUCUCCCAGCAAAUGUUGAAGAAGAUACUGCUUGCAAUGAACUUGAUCAUUAAGAUCCAGCAAGAAACUCCCAUAGGAAGAAUAUUUAAGUUACCUCGUUUGGAUGCUCUUUUAAAUUAUCAGGCAAGAAAGAAGUCCAAGAUGCCUGUCUUUCCUUCACAAAGAAUAUCAGUAUUUGGAUCAAACGGGAACACAUUUGCCCACAUUCACCUUCCGUCCGACCACUUGAGAUUUCUUAUGGCAAACCCAAAGAAAUCCAAGUUGAUCUCGUCCAUGCCCGAUCGUAUCCCAAACCAAUCGAUCUGUUUGGAACAAGGUGAAAAGUGGAGAACCCACCAUCUCUUUCAGCAGCCUAUGCACACUAUAAAUGGUAUAGAUGUCUGGUUUGGAAACAUUGUUUACUUGAAGACAAACGAUUGCAGCAUCCGCUUUUUGGUUGAAUCGUUCCACACGGCAAAUAAAAACAUUUUUGCGAGAGGGUAUCUGGUCAGAGCAAUUUCGAUUGUAUGCUAUGGCGUUGAGGUUGCUGUUACCGAUCUUAGAGUAGAGCAGAUCUCUCACGUUGACACCACUCCUGUUGAAAGAGAUCACUACUACAGUAUCUCAAGUAGCCUUACCAGAUUGAGUCCUGCUCAUGACUUUCUUCUUUUUGGAGUUCAUCCAAUGAAGAAGCCUAUGCCUCUUUCUGUUUUGCCCGGUAAUGUAGAUCGCGACGCAGUGUUUUACAAAGUUAGGAUUGUUUCAAUCAUCCUUUUUACAGACAACACUUCCAGCAAUCGUUCAAAGCAGUACAAUCCGUUUGAAAGCUGGUUAAUGAGAUGCGCUGCCUUGCCUUUUAAGGAUCGAAAUUUGAUAGCAAACAUCCAGUUUCUUUCUACAAUCCCUAAGAAAGAUGGUGCAAAUGGUAUGUCUCUUCUGCCAGCAAUCGUUGAUGACUUUAAGAAACUUGAGAAAGGUGUAAAAAUGUUCUCCGCUGAAGACAAUGAAAGAUGCUACAUCGAACUUAGACGUGCAAAAGACUUUGUGAAGGACUUGUCUUACUUCUACACUGAGAUCCCAAAUGCUCCGAAAAUUGGAAUGAACAUGCCUGCAAACGAGAUAAGCUUUAGAGGUUGUUCGAUUGACCGCUUAUUAGAAUUGCAGUCGUUUGAUCCAGAAAAGGAUACACCAGUGGAAAUCCUCCACACAAUACUUCUUGGUGUUGCAAAGUAUAUGGUAAUUGACUUGGUUAAAGUCGUGCUUAAGAAUGACACAGCCACAAUAGCAAGACUUUCAGAAUUCUUGACAGAUUAUACGCGAUCAACUGGUCUAUCAAAAAAGUUCACCCAAAACUUGAGACAUAGUGGUUCAUUCCUCGGUAGAGAUUUCAAGGUUCUGCUUCAAAUACUUCCUGUAAUUCUGAUUACAGAAUUCUCUGGAAAUCAUGAGCUAGACCUUGUAAUACCAUGCUUUAUUGAACUUGGCCAAUUGUGUUCUCUGGUAUUUGUUUGUCAGGUGGCAUCAGACUUUGAUAACUAUAUUAUCAGAGUAGAUAAUGCAGUGAAGUGCUUGAUCAGAGCAUUAUUUGACUACAAUAAAGGAACCAAGAACGAGCUCCACAAGGCAUAUUGCACCAAGCCGAAAGUUCAUUACUUGACACAUCUCAAGGAAGAUAUAAUUCGUUUUGGCCCAGCCCUCAAUUAUGAAACAGAAAAGGGCGAACAGUUCAAUAAGCACAUUUGUGAACAUCUGUUUCAUACGAAUUGCCAAAACACUUCCAGGGAUGUUUGCCUAAAGUUUGCAAAGCAGGUAGCAUUGCAACAUGUAAUUGACGGCGGGUCGUGGAUUAAUAGCUCUGGCAACCGAGAGAUGUCUGGAACUGGAAUAGAGAGGUUCAUUAAGGACAACAAUGAAUCUUUGUUCUAUUACACCUUCCUUGGUGGCUCGAGAGAGCUAAAGGACAACAACGACACUGGAGAUAUUGAAGAUGACGCCAUCCAAAACAAUAGUUUUGGCGCAUUUGUUUUUAAAGAUGAUCCAAUCUCUCGCCCUCGUAUAGGACUUGUCUCAGGCUCUGUUGUUAAGUUUCUUAGCAUUGUUCCUCGUACGGAUAAUGACAGAAACAAUAACUAUGCCAAGGCUGUAAUGACAGGUGAGCAUUCUGAUGUUGCUAACAUGAAUCUCGUUUGUAAGUUAGAUUUGCACAUUUUCCGCAACCCAUUUUACAUUGUAAAUUUGAGCAAGUUUGGUUCCUACUGGUUCAUUUUCAAUAAUAUUCUUUUUGAUGAAUAA
Molecule: messenger RNA, 2844 nt
Organism: Phycomyces blakesleeanus NRRL 1555(-)
Lineage: Eukaryota; Fungi; Mucoromycota; Mucoromycetes; Mucorales; Phycomycetaceae
Product: C2H2-type zinc finger transcription factor
Exons: 3
Coding region: 1-2844 (947 amino acids)
Source: RefSeq, a predicted model, not a curated record